Molecule: messenger RNA, 249 nt
Organism: Strongylus vulgaris
Lineage: Eukaryota; Metazoa; Nematoda; Chromadorea; Rhabditida; Strongylidae
Source: the annotation of a GenBank genome assembly
AACCAGCGCGGAAGGAGAAGUCUAAAGAAGUACCGCAGGGACCUUCUCGACUAUCGUGUUCUGCUGACAACAUUACUAAACGAAGACGGGACUUGCACAUCUUCCCGACAGGAGAUGGAAUCGAUCACGAUGGGAUUUUACGCCAAUCUCUUCCGCUUAUCAACACCUGUGUCAAACCCCGUUAUUCCCACUGGAGAAGUACCACCACGGAUUCUACCUGCUGAAGUACGCGCCGCAACCAAACCAUGA